Symbiodinium pilosum is the source of this 1060-nucleotide messenger RNA. The record is from the annotation of a GenBank genome assembly. NCBI's taxonomy places the organism in Eukaryota, Dinophyceae, Suessiales, Symbiodiniaceae.
GUACGCGAGAAACACUGCCGAGUGGCGCAAAGCUGGGACUCCGCUGGCCAACGGCUACUUUGCUGUGAUGUGGCAGAUGAUUGGCGAUCUCGAUUAUUUCUACUCCGUGCUCGAGUUGCCUCACUUCGCAAACGCCAACUCUUGUUGUCCGAUCUGCCGAGCUACAAGCGGAGGCGAAGCCACGUGGACAAACUUCUCUGAUGCGGCGCCGUGGCGUGGAACCAUCUGGACGGCUGCGAACUGGCGAUUGUGGCCAGAGAGGAGCGCGUGCCCUCUCUUUCGCCUUCCUGGCGCUUCUUGCCAUUCAGUGGGUCUGGACCUUAUGCACGCCAAGCACCUGGGAAGCGACCAAUAUCAGUUUGGUUCUUGCUUGGAGCUCCUGGUCACGUACAUCAUGGAUGGCGAGCCGGCUGCGAACUUGACAGUGGUGUGGAAUGAGCUCCAGGAAGCAUACCGACGGCUCCGUACACCGCCGCAGGCACGCUUUAGGUACCUCAACAAAUUGACGAUGUUUCGUCGAGUGGGGUAUCCGAAGUUGCGCGGAAAGGCGUCGGAGAUCCGACACUUCGGUCAUGCGCUUCGGAUGGUGUUCGAAUCACGCCACAACGCUGGUCUUCGCAUUCACCGAGAGAUCCUCCUGAUGCUGCUGCUUGCCGCUGAUGUGGUAGACAGGAAGCUCAACAACCGCAUGGACGACAUUGUGAGCGAGCACCGGCGCAGUUUCGCUCUACCACCAGAAGCUGCCGCAACCUUCAGAGAAAGCUGCAAUGGAAUGCUGGUGUUGCAGGCCAAAGUGGCCCGUCACUUUGCCGAGAACGGCAUACAGCUGUUCAACGUGACCUCGAAGUGUCACCUGGUGCAGCACCUGGCGCUGAUGUCGGACAUCCUCAAUCCACGAGUCAUCUGGUGUUUUGCUGGCGAAGACAUGAUGCAGAAGGCCCAGAGAAUGGCCCAGGCAGCUUGUCGUGGGGUAAAGCCGUGGCAGGUCUGUGCCAAGAUGGCAGAGAAGUACCGCUUGGCGCUGCAUCUUCGGUUCACUGCGCAUGAACGACAGGGUUGA